This is a messenger RNA of Equus quagga, 954 nucleotides long. Its product is annotated as putative olfactory receptor 52P1. Gene Ontology annotation, cellular component: membrane. Gene Ontology annotation, molecular function: G protein-coupled receptor activity; olfactory receptor activity. Bases 1 to 954 code for a protein of 317 amino acids. Gene Ontology annotation, biological process: G protein-coupled receptor signaling pathway. The transcript has a single exon. The record is from RefSeq and is a predicted model, not a curated record. Lineage: Eukaryota; Metazoa; Chordata; Mammalia; Perissodactyla; Equidae.
AUGACAGAAAAUGCUACACAUCACUCCAUCUCAUCGUUCUUCCUAGUGGGUAUUCCUGGUUUGCAAGAUUUUCACUGCUGGAUUGGCUUGCCUGUGUGCCUCCUGUUUGCCCUGACCCUGCUGGGGAACAGCGUAAUCAUCAUUAUCAUCAAACUAGAGCCAAGCCUACACAAGCCUAUGUAUUUCUUCCUUUGCAUGCUGGCAAUGAAUGACUUGGCUCUUGCUUCUUCCUCAGCCCCCAAGAUGCUUGGCAUCUUCUGGUUGGAUGCACAUUGGAUUAACUUUGAUAUCUGCCUAGUACAGUUGUAUUUCAUCCACACAUUUUGCAUAAUUGAGUCAGCCCUCCUAGUUGCCAUGGCUUUUGACCACUAUGUAGCUAUUUGCAUUCCACUGCGUUAUCCCACCAUCCUGACAACAUCAAUGGGCAUUAAAAUGAGUCUAGCUGGUCUGACCCGAGGUACCCUUCUGGUUUUCCCAGGUCCUCUUCUUAUUAAAAGGCUACCAUAUUAUACCAAGUAUGUUAUCAAUCAUGCCUAUUGUGAGCACAUGGCUGUUGUGAAGUUAGCCAGUGCCAACACCCUCAUUAACAGAGUUUAUGGAAUCUCUGUGGCCUUUUCAGUGAUGGUAUUGGACCUAGGGCUUAUAGCCAUAUCUUAUAUCAAAAUCCUCCAGGCAGUCUUCCGGCUCUCCUCCCAGAAUGCCCGCUCUAAGGCACUGAGCACCUGUGCUGCCCAUGUCUGCACUGUACUUGUCUCCUACACACCUGCACUGUUCAGCUUCCUAACUCACCGCAUUGGCAAGAAGGUACCUCCAAGCAUCCAUAUAAUUUUUGCAAGUUUGUACCUUUUGGUGCCUCCCACAGUCAAUCCUCUGGUAUAUGGUGUCAAGACCAAGCAAAUUCGUGACAGAGUGGUGGAUCUUUUCUUCCCAAAUAAGAAAAUUUCUGAAAGUUAA